Messenger RNA from Suricata suricatta (meerkat), 1550 nucleotides. It is a transcript of the gene ART3, whose product is annotated as ADP-ribosyltransferase 3. NCBI's taxonomy places the organism in Eukaryota, Metazoa, Chordata, Mammalia, Carnivora, Herpestidae. Gene Ontology annotation, molecular function: NAD+-protein-arginine ADP-ribosyltransferase activity; NAD+ poly-ADP-ribosyltransferase activity. Bases 110 to 1291 code for a protein of 393 amino acids. The record is from RefSeq and is a predicted model, not a curated record. The transcript has 12 exons.
AACCUCCCAUCCUGAAGACACACUUACCACAACUGAGAGAGUGGGGAAACAGUUUGAGACCUAGCAUCAUUUAAACUUCCUCCACAGGCAGAAAAGCCAGAAGAGAAAAAUGAAAACAGGAUAUUUUGAUAUGGUCACCAUGCUGCUGACAGCUAUGAUUCUAAUGGACAUUUGCCAGGUGAAGGCUGAAAUGUUAGACAUGGCAGAAAAUGCAUUUGAUGAUGAAUACCUGAAAUGCACUGACAAAAUGGAAGUCAAAUAUGUCCCCCAGCUGCUCAAGGAGGAAAAAGCAAGCCAUGCACUCCUAAAGGACGUAUGGGAAAAUGCAGAAGCGAAAUGGGAAGCCAGGAAGACGCAGAUUAUUCUCCCUAUGAGUUUUAAAGAUAACCAUGGAAUAGCACUGAUGGCAUAUGUUUCUGAAGCUCAAGAGCAGACUCCUUUUUACCGUAUGUUCAAUGAAGCCGUGAGGAUGGCUGGUCUGUCUCGAAAAGAUUAUAUCUAUGACUUCCAGUUCAAAGCUUUUCAUUUUUAUCUGACAAAAGCCCUCCAGUUGCUGAGAAGACCUUGUGACGAAAGUUACAAAAAUGUGGUAUAUAGUAUAAGCCAAGACACCUCAUUUACGUUUGGAGGACUAAACCAAGCCAGAUUGGGCCAUUUCACUUUGGCAUAUUCAGCCAAACCUCAGGCUCCUAAUGACCAAUACAUUCUGUUAACCAUCCACACGUGCUUUGGAGUUGCCAUUGAAAAAUUUUUUGAUAAAGAAAGUGAAAGAAUUACUUUAAUACCUCUGAAUGAGAUUUUUAAUGUGUCACAGGAUGGGGCCAGCAAUAACCUUAUCCUUCAAAGCACAAACAAGACCUGCAGCCAUUAUGAGUGUGCGUUUCUAGGUGGACUAAAAACUGAAAAUUGUGUUGAGAACAUGGAACAUUAUCAACCCAUCUAUAUCUACAAUCCUGGUGAGAAAAACCAGAACCUUGAAGACUCUGGAAUGAAAAGCCAGGAGACCACUGUCUUACCUGGUAUGAUGAGCCAUGAACCCACGCAAAUACCUGGGAUGAAAAUUCCAGAAACUUUUUCACUACCUGGAAUAAAAGUGGUACGACUGGAUGAAAAACCUGAAGACCAAAGUCAAGAAGAUAUCGACAAUCCUACUCCAGGUCCAGGUGUGAUUCCAGUUCCAGGUCCCAAAACCCAUCCCUCUGCAUCCUCUGGCAAAAUGCUCCUUCCAUCAUUGGCGACGUUCAUCAUUUUAAUCAGUGCUUCUGCUAUAAAUCUCUUUGUUGCUCUGUAGUCUAAUACAUUCUUUAUCACUUAAAAUCUCCUCAAGGGAUCCCACAGGAAUCUGUUAAAAGGAGUGAUAUAUUUUUCACUUUUGGUCAAAGUCAUGUGAUAACAUGAGGACUGCAUAUUUGUUACUUACUUUGCAAAUUCAGAGUUGGUCCAGAUGUCAUAGAAUUCAUUUUUCAUUUAUUUCUAUAUUUAUGAUUGCAAAAAAUGCCUGUAUACUUCUGGUUGAAUUCAAUAAAAUAACUUAAGAUUGUUGGCUACAG